Colletotrichum karsti is the source of this 1800-nucleotide messenger RNA. RefSeq names its product rhomboid family protein. The record is from RefSeq and is a predicted model, not a curated record. The transcript has 3 exons. The coding region runs from base 1 to 1800 and encodes 599 amino acids. Gene Ontology annotation, molecular function: serine-type endopeptidase activity. Lineage: Eukaryota; Fungi; Ascomycota; Sordariomycetes; Glomerellales; Glomerellaceae. Gene Ontology annotation, cellular component: membrane. Gene Ontology annotation, biological process: proteolysis.
AUGGCAUCCAACGACUACUAUCACGGCAACAAACCGCCCUCGGCGUCACCGCCUCCUGCAGCAUACUACGCCGGCAGCGCCUACAACAACAUCCCUUCCACCAGUUCUACGCCCGCGCCUCCCUACAGUCAAAUAUCACAGACCCCCGGCGCUUCCCACCCGCCACCGCGCGCAAACACCGUCUCGCCCUUCGAAUCUGUAUUUGACGAUCAUGUCUACCCAGUAGAUUCCACUCAGGACGGAUUCCGCCACAACGCCAACCAUACUCCCCAGUCCGCGAACAACCCGAACGUUCAGCGCAUGAACACCGUACACACCAUGAAGACCGUCAGUUCCGUCUACAGCAGCGACAACCCGAACGACCCGAGAAAUAUGCAGCCCCUGCCUCCUCUGCCUCCCCUGCCGUCGCAGCCCACCGGCUACCAGCAACAGCAGAACCCAUACCAGCAGCAACACAACCCGUACGAACAGCCCAGCCCUUACAGCCAGGACACUGCGUACUACGGCAAUCAGGCGGUCUCGCCGGAUUCGAGUCGACCUCAUGUGGCGGACGAUAUUCCAUUGCAAAGCCGGCAGGAAACCCAGCCCAAGGAUGUUGAAAUGAACGAGAACGACCAUGUAUACGACGCGCCUCAAGGAAGCCGCCGCUCAAAAAGUCGUCGUGACAAGAGCAAGGUCGGUUUUGGCCAGCUAGGCAUGUUUGGCGCAGACAGAAAAGGUAUUCCUUGGGUGGUGUACACCUUCACCCUCGUCCAGGUUGCUGUCUUCAUCGCCGAGAUCGUCAAAAAUGCCCAAUUGACUGGCUCACCCAUCAUGACCAAGCCCAGCUUCAACCCGAUGAUUGGACCUUCGACCUAUGUCAUGAUCAACAUGGGUGCUCGUUAUGUCGCAUGCAUGCACAAUGUCAAGGGCAUUCAAGACUCCAACACGUCCUUCACCUGGCCCUGCCCGAAUUCGACCUCAUCCGACGCCAACAACCCAUCGAACCAGUGCGGUCUUGGCGAUCUCUGUGGCUUUGGGGGAGUUCCCGAGCCCUUAUUCCAGGGCCUCAGCCAGAAGCCGGAGCCCGAUCAAUGGUUCCGUUUCAUUACGCCCAUCUUCCUGCACGCCGGUCUGAUCCACAUCGGGUUCAAUCUUCUUCUGCAGAUGACGAUUGGCAAAGAAAUGGAAAUCGCCAUAGGCUCGAUCCGCUUUUUCCUGGUCUAUGUGAGCGCUGGAAUAUUUGGCAACGUUAUGGGAGCAAACUACGCGGGUGUCAUGACGGCUUCGACUGGUGCUUCCGGUGCGCUCUUCGGCGUCAUCGCUCUUACUCUGCUGGAUCUUCUUUACUCUUGGAAAGACCGACGCAGCCCCGUAAAGGACCUCAUGUUCAUCAUGUUGGACAUCGUCAUCUCCUUCGUUCUCGGUCUCUUACCGGGCCUCGACAACUUUGCUCAUAUCGGUGGUUUCCUCAUGGGUUUGGCACUCGGCAUCUGCGUCUUGCAUUCUCCCAACUCUUUGAGACGUAGACUGGGAACCGACCCCUCUUACGCGUCUAUGCAACUCAACCCUCCCAAUCAAGGGGCGGGACCGUCAUUCCUGAAGAACCCGGUCGGAUUCUUCAAGGGUAGGAAGCCGCUUUGGUGGGCGUGGUGGCUCGUCAGAGCAGGCUUUCUGCUGACAGUCAUCAUUGUGUUCAUUGUCCUCCUGAACAACUUUUACGUCUACCACAACACUUGCAGCUGGUGCAAGUACCUCAGUUGUAUACCUGUCAACAACUGGUGCGAGCUUGAUGAUUUCAAGCUCACUAAGACCUCGUAA